GUUGGCCUAGUCAGGAACCUGGUCCUAUCAAUUCUGUCUAAUAUCAAAAUUGGGACCCUGGAGAUUUACUCUCACGACGGCGAAAAAUGGAGAUUUGGUCAUGGGAACGAAGGACACAAAGGUGUCAUACAUGUCCAGAAGGAUACGUUCUGGUUCCGAGUACUUGUAUCGGCAGACCUUGGCUUCGCCGACUCCUUUCUGUUGGAAGAGUUCUCGACCCCAGACCUGAUGGCACUGAUGGAGCUCUUUAUCGAAAACGAACAGCAUCUGUCCAACCUCAGCACCACCCCAUAUCGAUUUGUGGCUGCCAUCUCGGAUGUGCUCUUCCGCACCGUCGACACGGGUACCCUCAAGAACGCCAGUCUGAACAUGGCCGCCGCGUACGACCUCUCCAACGGGAUGUUCGAAGCGUUCCUCUCUCCGGACAUGAGCUACUCCUGUCCGAUCUGGCGGGCCCGGUCGCAUCCGCAGUACGCGAGCGACACCCUGGAGGCCGCGCAGAUGCGCAAGCUGGAUCAACUGCUGGCGAACGUGCACGCGCAGCCCACGGACUACAUCCUGGAGUUCGGGACGGGGUGGGGCAGCAUGGCGAUCCGCGCGGCGACGACGAUCGGCUGCCGCGUGACGACCUGCACACUCUCCGAAAUGCAGUACCAGAGGGCGCAGAAGCGCGUGCGCGCCCUGGGGCUUGAGGAUAAGAUCACGGUGCUGCUGUGUGACUAUCGCCUGCUCCCGGUGCCGGAGGUGCUCUACGACAAGAUCGUCGCCGUGGAGAUGAUGGAGGCGAUGGGCGACCAUGAGUUGCAGACGUUCUGGGAGACCGUCGAUAGGUUCCUCAAGCCGGAGGGAGGGAUUGUCUCGAUUCAGUCGAGUAUUAUGCCGGAGUCGUUCUAUUUCAGAUUCAUUCGUCGAUAUAUCUUCCCCGGAGGCCACUGUCCCAGCGUCGCCAGACUGUUGGAAGCAGUGCAAAGUUCCAACGCCCGACUCGAUCUGGAAUCCGUGCAGCAAUAUGGCGCCCACUAUGUGAGAUGUCUCAACGAAUGGAGCAGGAAGUUCCAGCAAAAUUUCCGGGGCAUCAUUGCCCCCCUCAUGCGAGAAAAGUACAACUUGUCGGAACACGACGUGGAGGUCUUUUAUCGGAAAUAUAUUUACUACUUUGCGUAUACAGCGGCUGCAUUCGAUACAAAGGUUUUGCACCUCUCCCACGUCACCUUCAGCCGGCCUGGCAACUUGGCGAUGUUGGCAGAG
This is a messenger RNA of Aspergillus aculeatus ATCC 16872, 1248 nucleotides long. RefSeq lists its product as uncharacterized. The transcript has 6 exons. NCBI's taxonomy places the organism in Eukaryota, Fungi, Ascomycota, Eurotiomycetes, Eurotiales, Aspergillaceae. The annotation marks the transcript as partial. The record is from RefSeq and is a predicted model, not a curated record. Gene Ontology annotation, biological process: lipid biosynthetic process.